ACGGGUGCUCGUCGAUGCUCCCGGGAUCGCCAUGGCGCCCACCAUCCAGACUCAAGCGCAGCGGGAGGAGCCGGGCCACAGGCCCAACUCCCACCGGACGCUCCCUGAGAGAUCGGGGGUGGUGUGUCGAGUGAAGUACGGCAACAGCCUCCCCGAUAUCCCCUUUGACCCCAAGUUCAUCACCUACCCCUUUGACCAGAACAGGUUUGUCCAAUACAAGGCCACCUCGCUGGAGAAGCAGCACAAACACGACUUGCUGACAGAGCCCGAUUUAGGGGUCACCAUAGACUUGAUCAACCCUGACACGUACCGCAUCGACCCUAAUGUUCUUCUAGAUCCAGCUGAUGAGAAACUGCUGGAGGAGGAGAUCCAAGCACCAACCAGUUCCAAACGAUCCCAGCAGCAUGCCAAGGUGGUGCCGUGGAUGAGAAAGACCGAAUACAUCUCCACAGAGUUUAACCGCUACGGGGUCUCCAACGAGAAGCCUGAGGUUAAGAUCGGCGUCUCUGUCAAGCAGCAGUUCACAGAAGAGGAAAUCUACAAGGAUAGAGACAGUCAAAUUGCAGCCAUUGAGAAGACCUUUGAGGACGCUCAGAAAUCGAUUUCUCAACACUACAGCAAACCUCGGGUGACUCCUGUAGAGGUCAUGCCAGUGUUCCCUGACUUCAAGAUGUGGAUCAACCCCUGCGCUCAGGUCAUUUUCGACUCUGACCCGGCGCCUAAGGAUGCCAGCGGAACUGCUGCCCUUGAGAUGAUGUCUCAAGCCAUGAUCAGGGGCAUGAUGGACGAGGAAGGGAACCAGUUCGUGGCCUAUUUCCUUCCAGUGGAUGAGACGAUGCGGAAGCGGAAACGUGACGAGGACGAGGAAAUGGAUUACGCCCCUGAGGAUGUGUAUGAAUAUAAGAUCGCCCGGGAGUAUAACUGGAACGUGAAGAACAAGGCCAGUAAAGGCUAUGAGGAGAACUACUUUUUCAUCUUCCGCGAGGGCGACGGGGUCUAUUACAAUGAACUGGAGACCAGAGUGCGGCUGAGCAAGCGACGCGCCAAGGCCGGGGUGCAGUCAGGCACCAACGCCGUGCUGGUGGUGAAGCACAGAGAUAUGAAUGAGAAGGAGCUGGAGGCGCAGGAAGCCCGCAAAGCUCAACUGGAGAACCAUGAGCCUGAGGAGGAAGAAGAGGAAGAGAUGGACUUGGGCAAAGAGGCCCAGGGUUCAGACGAAGAGCAAGAGAAGGGCAGCGAGAGCGAGAAGGAGGCCAGCGAGGUGGAAGAGGAGGAGGAGGAGGAAGGCCGAUCGGCCAGCGAGAGCGAGCGCGAAGCCAGUGAGGCGGAGGGGGCGGGCGAGGAAGAGGAGGAGAGCGAGGAGGAUGAGCGGGCGGCCCGAGACAAGGAGGAGAUCUUCGGCAGUGACGACGAUGAGGACUCUGAGCAAGAGGAGGGCCGGCCCGAAGGGGACGAGGAGGAGGAAGAGGAGAGCGGCAGCGAGGAGGAGGAGGGAGAGGAGGAUGGACGGCGCCAGCAGCGCCGCGGCAGCCGCAGCCCUUUCCUCAGCGGCAGUGACCACUCCAACCACGAGGAUGAUGAAGAGGAGGGCGAGGCCAGCCUCAGCGACGCCGCCUCCGAGUCAAGUGAGGAGGGCAGCGACAGUGACUGA
Euleptes europaea (tarantolino) is the source of this 1651-nucleotide messenger RNA. It is a transcript of the gene PAF1, whose product is annotated as PAF1 homolog, Paf1/RNA polymerase II complex component. Lineage: Eukaryota; Metazoa; Chordata; Lepidosauria; Squamata; Sphaerodactylidae. Gene Ontology annotation, molecular function: RNA polymerase II complex binding; chromatin binding. The record is from RefSeq and is a predicted model, not a curated record. Gene Ontology annotation, cellular component: Cdc73/Paf1 complex. The coding region runs from base 32 to 1651 and encodes 539 amino acids. The transcript is spliced from 14 exons. Gene Ontology annotation, biological process: transcription elongation by RNA polymerase II.